AUGGCAAACAAUAUUGACAAACAGGAGAUAGACCGUGUGCUGCAGCAGAGGCGAAAACAGCGCGAAUCUAGAGCCUGCUACCCCUGCCGCCAACGCAAAGUCAAAUGCGACGGCACGCAGCCAUGUCGGACAUGUCGGAGACGAGGACAUCCGGAAAUCUGUGCGUAUGGUGUGUCUCAUUCACGGAAUAGGUCUGCGUCUGCUGGGACUGAGCACCCGGCAGGUGAAGUUGGUCUGAACUUAACUUGGAGACCGGAGGCUGUGCCAGGAUUGAGAUCGCAGGAAUCUUUGCCAAGUCCUCGAGAUCAGAAUCAAGGACAGGCGCAGGUUCGAGUUCAGUCACAAGAGAAUCGACCCAAUAUCGCAGAUGGAGGUGAAAAGGAGUAUAUCUUCUCCGGGGAUAACUCCGUCGUCUCUAUCCUUCGCCAGCGCACGCAGGACGCCAAUGGUACCAUGGCCCGAGAGGUCGGAUCGGUGCUUGGCUUGCAGAAUACGUACAACAGUUAUCCUUUUAUGGACUCGAAGACGCCGCAGGAACGGUGGUCCUCGUUAUUGCAAAUUUUGCCUCAGCGGAAAGAGGUUCUAAAAUUCUUCCAUUUCUACCGUUUAUGUGCAUAUCCAUUUAAUCCUAUCUUGGUGGACGUGGAUCGCUUCGAAUCGGAUCUCUGCUCGUAUCUUAAUGCUCACGCUGCAGGGGAGUUCCGGGAUCCCAAUCGCAUCUCUGAGCGCUGGUCAGCAGGCAGGUCUGUUGGCCACAUCAGUCUACUGCUGGCUACGUUGUCGGCUGGCGCACACUACUCUGACCUGGAGGAUCCACGGCGCUCCGAAGCGUGUCAGGAGCUAGCCCGUCGAUCAUUCCACGCUCUGCGCUUAGCCAACUUUCUCUUUCGUCCAUCGUUGGAUACCAUUCAAGCCCUGCUGAUAUUGGGAAAUACGCUACAAAACAAUGGCCAGUCAGAUGCUGCUUGGGCAUUGCUGGGGACGACGGUUCGGCUGGCACAAACCUUGGGAUUGCAUACGAGUAAGAGCAUGGCGCAUUUGCCUGAAUAUGUUCAAUCUAGGGCUAAAUCGUUAUGGCUUGCGAUUGUUUGGCAGGAUAGUCUGCUCUGUCUCUGUUACGACCGACCACCUAUCGUUACCGUCUCCGGCUGGCCGACUGACACCUCCAUAUUCUCUCAUCCGAAUCUAUCAUACACCGAAAUUAUGCACUACGUCUGUCGAAUGGCUCUGGACAUUACCAAGUCAGACGAAACAGAAAUGCAGGAAACCAGCAGGUCACUUGAUGCGUUAGCAACAUUGGACAACGUCUAUAGCCGGGCAGAACCGCAUUUAUGCUCGCGCGAGCACUGCAGGACCUUCCAUCAGAACCUCGAGCAUCUGGCAUUGAAGAUGCAUCUAUGCUUCGGAGUUUCAGUCCUUUGCCGACCAGCUAUCAAACGGACCCAGUCACGGGAUGUAUUUUAUGGACACGAGCUCCUCCGCACGCGUGCCAAAGCUAGCCUACUAGAGGCUUCCAAGGCUUUUCUCGACUUUCAAGCAUUGAGUAUUGUCCCUCUCCGCACAUGGUCGAUGGUGCACACGGUAUUAAGCUCGACGCUGUUACUGUGCAUCUGGGAAGAAACGCGACACGACCCAGAAUGUCGGGAUCUACAACAGAGGGUGAUAGAGGUGUUCUCAGCUACUGAGUCAGCUAGUGGUGACUCGGGAUCAGAGUCCGAUAACGCACAAUGGCUCUCGGAGCAACACAUUCGGGCAUUGGUUACCCUACGUAAUGCGGUGGGGAGUGCUUUGGAUCAGCAGACGGAGCAGACAAUGCCGCAUGGCACCGAGACCGCACCGGAUGCAAACAACUUCUUCCCUGGUUUUGGUAUGCCAAACGCCUUUCCCGACGGACUGGACAUAUCAGACGUUUCCCCUGUCACGUACAUCGAUUCGAUCAUGAACGUCCCACUUUUUGAUAUCUCGCAGGAGAACCAGUUCCUGUAA
Messenger RNA from Aspergillus chevalieri, 1986 nucleotides. RefSeq names its product Zn(II)2Cys6 transcription factor. The transcript has 6 exons. The record is from RefSeq and is a predicted model, not a curated record. Gene Ontology annotation, molecular function: zinc ion binding; DNA binding; carboxy-lyase activity. The coding region runs from base 1 to 1986 and encodes 661 amino acids. Gene Ontology annotation, biological process: regulation of DNA-templated transcription; DNA-templated transcription. Lineage: Eukaryota; Fungi; Ascomycota; Eurotiomycetes; Eurotiales; Aspergillaceae.